Messenger RNA from Ilex paraguariensis (yerba mate), 2065 nucleotides. NCBI's taxonomy places the organism in Eukaryota, Viridiplantae, Streptophyta, Magnoliopsida, Aquifoliales, Aquifoliaceae. The record is from the annotation of a GenBank genome assembly.
CCAAAAAGUCACAGACUACCGCGGAAAUGGUGAACUGAACAGACAUACCAGGGAAAAACAAUGAAGUCUCUGUCCCCUCUUCUCUCUCUUCCUCUUGCGAAACCUCCAAUGGCCUUCUCAACCACCUCUCUUCAAUCCUUACCUUCCAUCUAUGCCGUCACUCAACAACGAAAAACACCCACUCCGAAACGCUCUUCAAAACCCACCAAAACCCUCUCUCCACCCACCACCACCAAUACUACCACCCAUCUCCCUCGAAAGAAGGUUUUGGUUCCGAUUGGAUUUGGUACGGAGGAAAUGGAAGCUGUGAUAUUGGUUGAUGUAUUGCGCCGAGCUGGUGCAGAAGUGACCUUGGCGUCGGUAGAGCCAGAGCUAGAGAUUGAAGCUUCUGGAGGUACCAGACUUGUUGCUGAUACGUCUAUCUCGACUUGUUCCGAUGAUAUUUUUGAUCUAGUUGCUUUGCCGGGAGGAAUGCCUGGCUCAGCACGAUUAAGAGACUCUGAAAUUCUCAAAAAAAUUACAAGUAAACAAGCUGAAGAGAAAAGGCCAUAUGGGGCUAUAUGUGCUGCUCCUGCGGUCGCACUUUUGCCAUGGGGCCUUCUCAAGAGGAAACAGACCACUUGUCACCCUGCGUUUAUAGACAAGCUUCCAACCUUCUGGGCUGUCAAAACAAACAUUCAAGUCUCAGGAGAGCUCACAACAAGCCGUGGCCCUGGUACUUCUUUUGAGUUUGCUACAUCUUUAGUGGGACAGCUCUUUGGGGAAUCUGUUGCCAUGGAGGUUGGAAAACUACUGCUCAUGCAUGGUGUUGAUGAUGAUGCUCCCAGAAAAGAAGAAUUCAAUGCAGUUGAGUGGUCUGUGAAUCAUAUCCCUCUUGUACUUAUUCCAGUUGCAAAUGGUUCUGAAGAGAUUGAAGUGGUUGUAAUUGUAGAUAUUUUGAGGCGAGCAAAAGUGGAUGUUGUUGUUGCUUCAGUUGAAAAAUCCUUACAGAUAUUGGCAUCCGGAGGCACAAGAAUCGUUGCAGACAAGUUAAUUGGUUGUGCUGCUGAGUCAAUAUAUGAUUUGAUCAUCCUUCCGGGAGGAAUUAUCGGGGCCGAGCGGCUGCACAAGUCUAGGGUUCUGAAGAAGUUGCUUAAAGACCAAGAAUCAGCUGGAAGAAUAUACGGAGCAAUUUGCUCUUCAUUGACAAUCCUUUAUAGACAAGGCUUGCUCAAGGAUAAGAGAGCCACUGCUCAUCCCUCAGUUAUAAGCUUUCUCAACAAUGAAGACGUCAAAGGUUCCCGGGUUGUUAUUGACGGUAAACUGAUCACAAGCAGGGGACUUGCCACAGCGAUAGAUUUUGCAUUGGACAUUGUGAGCAAGCUUUUUGGUUAUGCUAGGGCGAGGAGUGUAGCAGAAGGCCUUGUUUUUGAGUACCCCAGGAGCUAGAGAUACGUAAGGUCCAGUCUUUAAUAGAUCCCAUAAGCAUGAGUCCAUGAAAAUUGGAAUUAUUUCCUGGACCCAAACAGUCAUCAGAAGGAGUCUCUGUGGCUUUUAUCAUGUACAGGCAACGUUGGUUGUGUGUUUUUUAUUCCCAAUGUUAAGUGGCAAUCAACCCUUGUGGAAUUUGGUCUGGCUUUACAACUGUGGUGGGCAUUUAAAUGCUUGACAGAACGCGUCUUCAAGAUCAUACCUGUUACUGUUUCCAGGUCUUAUCUUCUGUUGCUUCUGUUCAGGAUUGCAGCUGAGGGGCACUGACUAAAUGUCAAGGAUAUAAGAUCUACUGUGUCUAUCGUUUUCCUCUUCCAGCAUGCCCGAGAUGAUGCAAAGUUUCUCAGCUCAAUGACCCUCGGUGACUGGCAGAGAGCAAGUAUUUUUUCUUCUGAACUCUACAAAUAGCAUUCUUGAUAGAGAUUAAGUUGCCGUCCCAUUUACCAUUAUUGCCAUGCGACAAUUGAUCUAUAUAGAUCACUUUUGCAGUUUCAUGUUGCUUUGUGAACAUUCUGAUGUAUACUAUCGUGAUAAAAAGAAAUAUAUUAACAUAAACAGUUGUGGUUUGCCAAAAUUCUUGCAGUGUUAACAGAGU